AUGGCGGUCGUACUUAGAUCGACAUCUGACCUCGUCUAUCUGCCCGAUCACGGCUUUGUCGGGGAAGAAGGCGCUCUUCGUAUUCUCGCAAAGGUUAAUCGUCAGAUCCGCCGGCUCGAUGUCUCACACAACCUCCUCGGCUCCGAGGGCACUCUUGUCCUCAUGCAAGGGCUCAAUUCUCUUCGCCAUCAAUACUCGACCUCGGACCUCGGCUUAUGGGGUCUGACGGAGAUCAAUCUGGGGCACAAUGGGAUCACGGAUUCGGUGGUGGAUGUGAUCCUGGGGUAUGCCAAGAAGGAUGUAAUGAUGCGAAAAGUGCAGCUCCAGGGGAAUCGGAUCGAGCUCCGGGAAAACCUCGACUCUAUCCUGUACUGCCUCAACGCGUCUCAGCUAGAGUCACUGUCCCUUACCGACAAUAGGCGGCUCCUCGACAAAUCCAUCAUCCGGCUCUUCGACUCCCUCUCCACCCCUCACCUCAACGAGCUCCAUCUGUCCAUCUGCAACCUAGGUCCAGAGAUCUCUCCGUCCAUCAUCAGCUACCUUACCUCGCCACGCUCGCGCUACCUGGAGCUGCUCGGUCUCAACGGUAAUCGGCUCGGCCUCGAGGCGGUACGCAACCUCAUCAAUACCCUAGAACGAGGCAAUUUCACGAUCCUCAAUCUCGGCCUAUUCGCUAGCAGCUCGGCGUCGGAUGCAGCGCAUCAUGAGGAGGAAGACGGGGUGGAAGCCGUGCAGCCCAGGGAGAAGCGGAGGGAGGAGCGGCAACUCGGACAAGAGACAGCGCGUAUCCCCCGGCUGCUCGAGCGGAAUCGCCUUCUGACUCAGCGGGUCGAGGCGGCUGCUCUCCGGUGUCUACCCUGCGCGCGGAUACUACUCAACGCAAAGUCGCCUUCGGAUAUCGACACCGCUCAGCGAGCCAUUGAAUCCAUAUCGCUCAAAACACAUACCCCCUAUUUCCGGCUCCUUGACCUACCCCCCGAGGUCAUCUAUCUCAUCGUCAGGCAUACCAGCGGGGAUGCAGCGGCAUUAUCAGACGCGCAAUUCACUCGGUUACGGAAGGACGCCGAAGGGAAUGAGGGGCUCGCCAGGGCAAUACGUCGCAGGCGGAGCAAGGCGGAGGCGUGGAAGGUCGACCGGACGGGUCUGGGGAUGGCGGAGAUGCAGCUGCGGGACGACUGGCUGUACUGGGGCAAAUGGGAUAGGUGGGAGUGUGAUGUGCUGGCGCAGCCGGGGCCGGCGGUAGACAGCGAAGAAUGA
Messenger RNA from Dioszegia hungarica, 1257 nucleotides. RefSeq lists its product as uncharacterized. The transcript has 4 exons. NCBI's taxonomy places the organism in Eukaryota, Fungi, Basidiomycota, Tremellomycetes, Tremellales, Bulleribasidiaceae. Gene Ontology annotation, biological process: activation of GTPase activity; nucleocytoplasmic transport. Gene Ontology annotation, molecular function: GTPase activator activity; small GTPase binding. The record is from RefSeq and is a predicted model, not a curated record. The coding region runs from base 1 to 1257 and encodes 418 amino acids. Gene Ontology annotation, cellular component: nucleus; cytosol; perinuclear region of cytoplasm.